Punctularia strigosozonata HHB-11173 SS5 is the source of this 432-nucleotide messenger RNA. RefSeq names its product cytochrome P450. Gene Ontology annotation, molecular function: oxidoreductase activity, acting on paired donors, with incorporation or reduction of molecular oxygen; heme binding; monooxygenase activity. The record is from RefSeq and is a predicted model, not a curated record. The transcript has 6 exons. NCBI's taxonomy places the organism in Eukaryota, Fungi, Basidiomycota, Agaricomycetes, Corticiales, Punctulariaceae. The coding region runs from base 1 to 432 and encodes 143 amino acids.
AUGAGAGCAAUCGUGCUGGGUGGCCCUCCAACUGUCCCAAUUCUUGGUAACCUGCCUAUUUUCCCCCGCGAGUUUCCGCACUUUCGGUUCUCGGGAUUGGCGAAAGAAUACGGAGAUGUGUUCUCCUUGAAGAUCAUGAACCAAACCAUGAUUAUACUAAACUCGCCCACCGCCGUCGAAGAGAUUAUCGAGAAGAGAAGUCUGUCGAGUGCGAGCCGCCCCGCGUCCAUCAUAGCUGAUAUGCUCACUCCUGAUAACAUGAACUUCGGGACAUGUCAUUGCGCCGACGAACAGUGGAAACACAUGCGUAAGGCUGCUACACGGCUUUUGAACAAUGAGAACAUGAAUAAAUUCAGACCAUUGCAACAUGCCGAAGCCACUCAACUCAUGUGGGACUUUGCUCACGACCCCGAAGUACUGUGGCGAAAAUAA